Molecule: messenger RNA, 2076 nt
Organism: Schistocerca americana (American grasshopper)
Lineage: Eukaryota; Metazoa; Arthropoda; Insecta; Orthoptera; Acrididae
Product: neurofilament heavy polypeptide-like
Exons: 3
Coding region: 1-2076 (691 amino acids)
Source: RefSeq, a predicted model, not a curated record
AUGAAGGGCAUAACUGACUUCGCACGGUCCGGGGGUGGCCUAAAUAGUCGGAAGCCGAUGGAUAUCCCCGUGGCACUGCGAGGACACGUGACCUGUCGUAGAAAAUUGGAGCUCUACCGACAGCCCACACUGCUGGGAAACGCGCGCUGCAUGUCGACGAGGUCGGUGCCCCCAGAUGCUGCGGAGGUGGUUGCACAAAAUGCUUGUAUUGAGACUACGUACUACAGCUACAUCUACACACAGAUCGAGAGGCCGAGAGAGAUCGAGAGGCCGAGAGAGAUCGAGAGGCCGAGAGAGAUCGAGAGGCCGAGAGAGAUCGAGAGGCCGAGAGAGAUCGAGAGGCCGAGAGAGAUCGAGAGGCCGAGAGAGAUCGAGAGGCCGAGAGAGAUCGAGAGGCCGAGAGAGAUCGAGAGGCCGAGAGAGAUCGAGAGGCCGAGAGAGAUCGAGAGGCCGAGAGAGAUCGAGAGGCCGAGAGAGAUCGAGAGGCCGAGAGAGAUCGAGAGGCCGAGAGAGAUCGAGAGGCCGAGAGAGAUCGAGAGGCCGAGAGAGAUCGAGAGGCCGAGAGAGAUCGAGAGGCCGAGAGAGAUCGAGAGGCCGAGAGAGAUCGAGAGGCCGAGAGAGAUCGAGAGGCCGAGAGAGAUCGAGAGGCCGAGAGAGAUCGAGAGGCCGAGAGAGAUCGAGAGGCCGAGAGAGAUCGAGAGGCCGAGAGAGAUCGAGAGGCCGAGAGAGAUCGAGAGGCCGAGAGAGAUCGAGAGGCCGAGAGAGAUCGAGAGGCCGAGAGAGAUCGAGAGGCCGAGAGAGAUCGAGAGGCCGAGAGAGAUCGAGAGGCCGAGAGAGAUCGAGAGGCCGAGAGAGAUCGAGAGGCCGAGAGAGAUCGAGAGGCCGAGAGAGAUCGAGAGGCCGAGAGAGAUCGAGAGGCCGAGAGAGAUCGAGAGGCCGAGAGAGAUCGAGAGGCCGAGAGAGAUCGAGAGGCCGAGAGAGAUCGAGAGGCCGAGAGAGAUCGAGAGGCCGAGAGAGAUCGAGAGGCCGAGAGAGAUCGAGAGGCCGAGAGAGAUCGAGAGGCCGAGAGAGAUCGAGAGGCCGAGAGAGAUCGAGAGGCCGAGAGAGAUCGAGAGGCCGAGAGAGAUCGAGAGGCCGAGAGAGAUCGAGAGGCCGAGAGAGAUCGAGAGGCCGAGAGAGAUCGAGAGGCCGAGAGAGAUCGAGAGGCCGAGAGAGAUCGAGAGGCCGAGAGAGAUCGAGAGGCCGAGAGAGAUCGAGAGGCCGAGAGAGAUCGAGAGGCCGAGAGAGAUCGAGAGGCCGAGAGAGAUCGAGAGGCCGAGAGAGAUCGAGAGGCCGAGAGAGAUCGAGAGGCCGAGAGAGAUCGAGAGGCCGAGAGAGAUCGAGAGGCCGAGAGAGAUCGAGAGGCCGAGAGAGAUCGAGAGGCCGAGAGAGAUCGAGAGGCCGAGAGAGAUCGAGAGGCCGAGAGAGAUCGAGAGGCCGAGAGAGAUCGAGAGGCCGAGAGAGAUCGAGAGGCCGAGAGAGAUCGAGAGGCCGAGAGAGAUCGAGAGGCCGAGAGAGAUCGAGAGGCCGAGAGAGAUCGAGAGGCCGAGAGAGAUCGAGAGGCCGAGAGAGAUCGAGAGGCCGAGAGAGAUCGAGAGGCCGAGAGAGAUCGAGAGGCCGAGAGAGAUCGAGAGGCCGAGAGAGAUCGAGAGGCCGAGAGAGAUCGAGAGGCCGAGAGAGAUCGAGAGGCCGAGAGAGAUCGAGAGGCCGAUAGAGAUCGAGAGGCCGAGAGAGAUCGAGAGGCCGAGAGAGAUCGAGAGGCCGAGAGAGAUCGAGAGGCCGAGAGAGAUCGAGAGGCCGAGAGAGAUCGAGAGGCCGAGAGAGAUCGAGAGGCCGAGAGAGAUCGAGAGGUCGAGAGAGAUCGAGAGGUCGAGAGCGAUCGAGAGCGAUCGAGAGGGGUCGAGAGCGAUCGAGAGGGGUCGAGAGAGAGAACAAGGGAAGAUGGAUUAUAAAUGGAAAAAAAUAUUCGAUGGAGUGAUAAAACGUGUGAUCACAACAAGAGGUGUUUCUUCAGGACACGAUACUGACUCGAAAUAA